AUGGCAAAAGAGUUCCAGUUCAAUUGGAGGCCGACCAUACCGCCAAGUUUAUUACAAGGCGCCACAUUCGAUCGAUAUGAUGAUGAAAGCACGUGUCUUGAUUUGAAUGCCAACGUUAGAAUUGAUGAAUACGGUUUCUUUCUUUAUUGGCUCGUCGAGGGUAAAGAUGCGACAGUUAUUGACAUGGGACAAAUAUGGGAAGCGCGGCCUGCCGGGAUGCCAAAAGAUGGGCGGAUAUUAUUCGAGCUGGAGCAACGCGGUGCUCGAGAGACAAUAGAGGAACGAACGAUUUGGAUAACGCAUGGGCAAGAUCUCGUCAAUAUUCAAUCGUUUUACCUUGUUGCCGAUUCUGUUGAUGUUGCGAAGACGUGGCGAAAUGGGAUCAACGAGAUUCUCAAGAACUCGCGAAUUCGACACGUGUGCCCUACAACUCACCUCCUGAGAUACUGGAAAUGGCUUACGCUAAGUGUGAACGAACGACGAAAAAUUCCCAUAAAACUCAUCAUCAAAACAUUUUCAUCGGGGAAGCCGGAGAAAAUGGUUCAAAAGUGCCUAAAUGAUUUAGGUCUCGGUGGCGAUAAGUACACACCGGCUCGCGCGAUGAACAUCUCGAUGGGCAAGAAGAUUCGAAACUUCUACAAAUGUAGCCGAAAUCGGAGGCGAAAGGAACGAGAAGAACUUGAUGUAGAUGCACUCACAUUUGACAAGUUCCUCAAAUUGUACAACAAGAUCUGUCCGAGAACUGAAGUCACUGAGCUUUUCGUCAAAUUAAGCGGUCAAAAAGAGUAUCUAACGAAAGAUCGGUUGAUAAACUUCCUGAACGAAGAGCAGCGAGACCCUCGACUUAACGAGAUCCUGUUUCCAUUCUUCGAUUCGAAUCGCGUUCAACAGCUUAUUGCCAAAUAUGAGACCGACAACAACUACAUCGAAAACGGCAAAAUGUCGGGUGAAUCAUUUCUACGGUUUUUGAUGUCCGACGAGAAUCCGCCGGUUUUCCUUGAUCGAAUCGAACUCUACCAGGAUAUGGAUCAACCUCUAUGUCAUUAUUAUAUUAAUAGCUCACACAACACUUAUUUAACGGGUCGACAAUACGGUGGAAAAUCUUCAUCAGAAAUUUAUCGACAGGUACUUCUAAGCGGUUGUCGUUGCAUUGAAUUAGAUUGCUGGGAUGGAACCGGCGACAAUAAAGGCGAACCGAUUAUUACUCAUGGAAAAGCAAUGUGCACUGAUGUGUUUUUUAAGGAUGUCCUUUUGCAAAUUCGAGAUACUGCGUUUGCACGAUCUGAUUUCCCAGUGAUUCUCUCGUUUGAGAAUCAUUGCAGUAAAUCGAAUCAGCACAAAAUGGCCAAGUAUUGUAUGGAAAUUUUCGGUGAAAUGCUUUUAUCGAAGCCGUUUGACGACUAUGCGCUUGAGCCAGGUGUUCCACUCCCAUCUCCGAAUCGACUUCGUCGAAAAAUUCUAAUAAAGAAUAAACGAUUAAAAGCGGACAUUGAACGCCAUCAACUAGAACAAUUCCUUCGUGAAGGAAAACUCGACGAAGAGGAUGAAGUGAACGAAACACCUGAGCUUGUCGGAGAAGAACUCGCAUCGCCACGCACCGAAGGCACCUCGUCGACGCCGGCUGACGACGACGACGAUGACGACGAUACGUCGGACGAUGACGAUCCAUCGGUGGAGACUUCGAUGAACGUAAACCAACACGAUGUACUUGCCGUACCGUUGCCAGUUUCUGAGAGAUCGUCGCGUGUGGCUGCGAAGCUCACCACGUCUUCACCGACAUCGUCGUCGUCGUCGUCGCUUCGUUCGCCCAACAUGGUCUAUUAG
Messenger RNA from Caenorhabditis bovis, 1824 nucleotides. The record is from the annotation of a GenBank genome assembly. Lineage: Eukaryota; Metazoa; Nematoda; Chromadorea; Rhabditida; Rhabditidae.